Mus caroli (Ryukyu mouse) is the source of this 3571-nucleotide messenger RNA. RefSeq names its product ZFP36 like 2 zinc finger CCCH-type (gene Zfp36l2). Lineage: Eukaryota; Metazoa; Chordata; Mammalia; Rodentia; Muridae. Gene Ontology annotation, molecular function: mRNA binding; metal ion binding. The record is from RefSeq and is a predicted model, not a curated record.
AGGUCUCCGAGUUCCACCAGUCCGCGAGCUGCCGACGGCUCGGGCGGGGGGCGGGCCGGGGCGCCGAGCUGCGCUCUCGCUUCUCCUCUGCCCCCCACUCCGCGCCACGGCCUCCCGCCGCCACCUCCACGGCCGCACAAGCACAACUUUCCGUCCCUCCUUGCCCCUCGCCCAUUAUUCGUCUUGGUUCGAGUCGCGCCGCACCGAGGGCUCCUCCCAACCUCCACGCUUGCAGUUCCGACCAUUACAGGACCCAGAAAAAUGUCGACCACACUUCUGUCACCCUUCUACGAUAUCGACUUCUUGUGCAAGACGGAGAAAUCCCUGGCAAACCUCAAUCUGAACAACAUGCUGGACAAGAAGGCGGUAGGGACGCCCGUGGCUGCUGCCCCCAGCUCGAGCUUCACUCCGGGCUUCCUGCGACGCCACUCCGCCAGCAACCUCCACGCGCUUGCCCACCCUGUGCCCAGUCCGGGCAGCUGCUCGCCGAAGUUCCCGGGCGCCCCUAACGGCGGCGGCAGCAGCUGUGGCCCCGCAGGCGGAGGCGGCCUGUCCUCCUACGGCCAGCUCAAGGAGCCUUCGGGGGGCAGCGGCACGGCGCUGGUCACCAAGGAGAGCAAAUUUCGGGACCGCUCGUUCAGCGAGAACGGGGAGCGCAGCCAGCAUCUCCUGCACCUGCAGCAGCAGCAGAAGGGGGGCAGCGGCUCCCAGAUAAACUCCACGCGCUACAAGACGGAGCUGUGCCGGCCCUUCGAGGAGAGCGGCACGUGCAAGUACGGCGAGAAGUGCCAGUUCGCGCACGGCUUCCACGAGCUGCGCAGCCUCACCCGGCACCCCAAGUACAAGACGGAGCUGUGCCGCACCUUCCACACCAUCGGCUUCUGCCCCUACGGUCCGCGCUGCCACUUCAUCCACAACGCGGACGAGCGGCGGCCCGCGCCGUCGGGGGGCAGCGGCGCCUCCGGGGACCUGCGAGCGUUUGGCGCGCGCGACGCGCUGCACCUAGGCUUCGCCCGCGAGCCGCGGCCCAAGCUGCAUCACAGCCUCAGUUUCUCCGGCUUCCCGUCCGGCCACCACCAGCCGCCGGGGGGACUGGAGUCGCCGCUGCUGCUCGACAGCCCCACGUCGCGCACGCCGCCGCCGCCCUCCUCCUCGGCCUCGUCCUGUUCCUCCUCGGCUUCUUCCUGCUCUUCCGCCUCCGCGGCCUCCACGCCCUCGGGCGCCCCGACGUGCUGCGCCACGGCGGCAGCGGCCGCGCUGCUCUACGGCCCCGGGGGCGCGGAGGACCUGCUGAGCCCCGGAGCGCCGUGCGCCUCCUGCUCGUCCUCCUCGGGCGCUAACAACGCCUUCGCUUUCGGCCCGGAGCUGAGCAGCCUCAUCACGCCGCUCGCCAUCCAGACCCACAACUUCGCCGCCGCGGCCGCCGCCGCCUACUACCGCAGCCAGCAGCAGGGCCUGGCUGGUCCCGCGCCGCCCCCGGCACAGCCCCCCGCGGCCCCCGCGCCGCCCUCGCCGCCCUUCGGCUUCCAGCUGCCGCGCCGUCUGUCCGAGUCGCCCGUGUUCGACGCGCCCCCCAGCCCCCCGGACUCGCUCUCGGACCGCGAUAGCUACCUGAGCGGCUCGCUGAGCUCCGGCAGCCUCAGCGGCUCCGAGUCCCCCAGCCUGGACCCCGGCCGUCGCCUACCCAUCUUCAGCCGCCUCUCCAUCUCCGACGACUGAGGCAAGGGGGCGCCCGCGAGGGGCUGGGAAAGGCGCAGCGGGGGCCACCGGUUGGGGGGGGCGACACUGCCGCAGACUCGGAGGCCCCUCCGAGCACUUGGACUAGAACUCUGCCGGAAAGGGCCCCGCCCCUACCCUUUCGGUUCUCUCGUUGUUGUUUUUUUAUUAUUAUUAUUUUUAUUAUUAUUAUUAUUGCAAAGAUUCGUUUUUGUUGAUAAAAGCCAACGAACUUUUUCGUAUGGAUGAACAAAAUAUUCACAACAGGGCGGUUGUGAUGCGGAAAGAACAAAAGAUACCAAACACUUAGGUCUCAGAUGAGUUUGAAACUCUAGUUUUAGAAGAAAAAAAUCAGCCCAGCACCAGCAGCUACCAACCACCAUUCCAUCUCUUCUUCCACUCGAAAGCCUUAGAAACAGUCCAGAUGUGAGAACUCUUACCUUGGAAGGGGUUCCAAGACCAGUGUGAGCCAGCCGGCUGCCACCUCCCUAAACUAUAAGCUUCUAGAAUUCAAAAUAAUGCCAGGAACAUGCCUUGAUUCGAGUCGCUCGCUCUCAGCCUCCUUUGUGGUGGUUGUUUACCUUGUGGUUUGUUUUUUUUUUUCUUUUAAACAAAGAUCUGUAUGUCUGGGGGUGGGGAAGCCCUUGCAUUCCAAAGUUUGAAAACGGGCUCAUUGCCACCAUGUAGUGUGGGUGUUUAGCUUAGAACCAUUUCCUCUGCUCUCUGGAAGCCAUGGGCAGAGCUCAGUUCAUAGUUGUUGGGAAAUAAGUGCUUCAUUUUUAGUUCUGAGUUGAUCCGCACCACUGCACCACAACUCAAUAUGAAAAACUAUUUAACUUAUUUAUUAUCUUGUGAAAAGUAUACAUUGAGGAUGUUGUCCAUACUGUAUUUAUCGAGUAUGAUGAAAGCAAUAGAUAUAUAUUCUUUUAUUAUGUUAAAUUAUAAUUGCCAUUAUUAAUCGGCAAAAUGUGGAGUGUGUUCUUUUCACAGUAAUAUAUGCCUUUUGUAACUUCACUUGGUUAUUUUAUUGUAAAUGAGUAAGAAAAAUCUUAAUUUAAGAGAUUGUAUGUAAUAUUUAUUUCAUUAAUUUCUUUCCUUGUUUACGUAAAUUUCGAAAGAUCGCAUGAAGAAACCAUGCAAUCUUGAUGCUGUGGAAGUGGUUUGAGGAACAUUUUGAGGUUUUCUUAGAAUGUAUAAUGGUUGUAGCCCAUCCAACUUUAAAGAGAGAAAGGUGAGUGAGACUGCAGUCAGGCUCACGUGUGGCUUGCUUCUCUACAUCCAGCUUUAUAAACCACCAGCUCUACUGUGACAUUGAGUAUAGAGACAUGUAGCAAUAAUGGGGGAAAUGGUCUCAGUGCCUUCAUAGGGCCCGAACUUGCCUUAAAUCUUCCUCAACCAAAUAAGUAUUUCAUUCGUGCUUGAGAAUUUGAAUGUCGGACGGGUUCACCUGCACAAAAAGAAAAGAUUUUUUUACCACUUUUUUUUUUUUUUACUAUAGCUAUGAAGUGAAGAGACCACGUCUUAGCGCUGAAAUGUUGGUGGUACAUGAAGAUGCCUUGUUUAAUGACAGUCCAAAAACUUGUACUAUUAUUUUUCAAUGUAAAGAGGCAGGAAUGUCUCCGGCUUUCCUGGAUGGCAGAUAAAUGAGCAGUUGUUUAGUUUGUAUGUAGGUACAGUUGGAGCACCGCGUGCGCACUCUGGACUACUUUGACAGAAGUAGGUUUUUGAAUGUAACAAGAUUAAGUCAACUUGAGUUGUAAUAUAUUUUGGGGAAUCAGUUCACUACAAAUUGUGACUGUAAACAUUGUACUGUAAAUGUUUUGUAGUUUCCCCCAAUAAAAUUUUUUGGAAAAAA